Molecule: messenger RNA, 449 nt
Organism: Oppiella nova
Lineage: Eukaryota; Metazoa; Arthropoda; Arachnida; Sarcoptiformes; Oppiidae
Source: the annotation of a GenBank genome assembly
CCAAAACUGAAUGUCAGAUUCAGAUGUUUGAUAUGAUGAAUGACAUCGAAGACUGUCCGCCAACUCUACUGUCCUCUCAGCGCCACUUUAUAGCCAAAUGUGACGUUCGGCUAAUGAUUCAAAGCCAAAGCUCCGAAAACAAGGAAAUCAGCCCUUUUAAGGACUAUUUGUUUACUUUCAUGUUAUUCACUGAUUUGCUUAUUUUAUGCAAAAAGCGAAGCAUUAAGCGAACCAUUGAGAGAACCAGUUCUCUGAAAGGACCCAAUAAUUACUCAAAUUCUGUGGGAAUUAAGAAGAAUUGCAAAAAGGAAUACAAACACAUCGAGACCAUUGAACUCUCUUAUAUCAAGUUCAUUCAGAAUGACGAUUCCGAGGGAGAAUUUGAUUCGAAACGAAACCAAUUCUUUUAAGCGCCUGGACUUCACGUACUCCAACACAAUCGCCCGCAC